UAUGUUAAACUUUUUCCUCCCGCUCUCGUAGCCGCAGGGUAUGUAAAGCUCUUUUUGCGUGCAUUGCCGCAUCGGUAUUACUCUUCAAGAUAUUUGCAGAAUCAUCCAUCAUUCAAUCUCAUUCUACGCUGCACUGGUCAUGGCGCUCUGUCAGUUAUUCAUAUUUGCGCUUGUUGUAACAGCAGCAGGAAGUUUGGAUGUUGGUUUUUAUGAUAAAACAUGCCCGCAUCUGGAGAUCGUUGUGAGAAAGGUUGUGCAGAAAUGGUUUCUCAAGGAUAAAUCUGCGCCGGCUGGAUUGUUACGUUUGCAUUUCCAUGAUUGCUUCAUUCGGGGUUGUGAUGCUUCUGUUCUGAUAGAUAGCACUGAAGAUAACAUUGCGGAGAAGGAUUCUGUACCCAACUUGACUUUGAGAGGUUUCGACCUCAUUGAUGAUAUAAAAACAUCUGUUGAAGCAACGUGCAAUGGAGUUGUAUCCUGUGCUGAUAUACUCACAUUGGCUGCUCGCGACGCAGUAGCACUGUCAGGUGGGCCAGAUUACAGUGUUCCAACUGGAAGAAGAGAUGGACUGGUGUCGAGAAUAGGAGAAGCCAAACUUCCAAGCCCACAGUUCUCCAUCGAUCAAGCCCUCGGAGCCUUCACUGCAGUUGGUCUGAACCUCAUCGAUCUCGUCACACUUCUCGGAGCGCAUACAAUAGGUUUCGUUCACUGUGGCUUCUUUAGCGACCGCGUGUACGAUUUCCGGGGAAGUGGAAUGCCAGAUCCGGCCAUGAACAGCACACUGGCCACAUUACUCAAGGCAAAAUGUCCUCCUCCCAACCAAAUAAAAAACAUAAGCUUGGAUCCCAAGGUUUUCUUCGACCAAACCAAGAGAAAUCCCUUUACUUUCAGCAGUGGAUUUUACCGUCAAGUCCUUAAGAACAGAGGAGUUCUUCAGAUAGAUCAGGAACUUCUCAAUACAGAUGUUACGUCCAACCUGGUUGUGGAAUAUGCUGCCAAUCCAGAUUUCUUUAAAGCUGAGUUUGCUAAGUCCAUUACCAAGCUGGGGAGUCUCAGUGUGUUGACAGGCGUUGAUGGAGAGAUCCGAACAAAUUGUAGAAAAUUCAAUAUGAACGCCAACGGCAACUAGAAUAUCAACCGCUCCACCAUUAAUUGAGAUCACAGAUUUUUAUAGAAUAUAUCAAAGCAGAAAAGAGUCCACAUGAUUAUUUUGAGCGCCCAUCAUGGACUACAAAUUUGAGGAGAUUUCUCGGUCAAGAUUCUUUGUUUGUUUGUUAUUUUAUUCAACUGUGCUUGGGACUAGUUUUUCCGUGAAUUUUGAAAGAAAAUUUGAAACAGGCCGGCCAGUCAGGAUUUGGAAAUACAAUAAUGUUAAACAUCGAGCAUGAUGUACCCACUCUUUGUAUUACAAUUUUAGGUU
Molecule: messenger RNA, 1417 nt
Organism: Cryptomeria japonica (Japanese cedar)
Lineage: Eukaryota; Viridiplantae; Streptophyta; Pinopsida; Cupressales; Cupressaceae
Product: peroxidase 57
Exons: 4
Coding region: 140-1126 (328 amino acids)
Biological process (GO): response to oxidative stress; hydrogen peroxide catabolic process
Cellular component (GO): plasmodesma; plant-type cell wall
Molecular function (GO): heme binding; peroxidase activity
Source: RefSeq, a predicted model, not a curated record